GAGUGUCCUGUUUGUAGCUCUCUCGGGGCCUUUUCUGGACAGUGCUCUUUUGCAUGGCCUGGGAAGCCUAUGCCGCAGGGGACAUCCUUCUACGUGGACUGCACGCACGAAGCUGGAUCUCUGGAGUAUACUGACGGCCAUGCAGAAGGUUGUACAAAGAUCUACGACCUUUGGCGACAUCGACGGGUCACGGAUAAAGGACCUGAUUUCGCGCCAUGCUCGAACCCAGAAUAUAUCCAUGGUGUAGACACUGGCGAGUGGGCCGAGUGUUGCCGCAGCCCGUUGAUGCAUCCUGAUGAUGAACAAGGUCCAAUGAAGAAUGUCCUCAAGCUGCUGGUAGCUCUGGGACUUCGCAAAGGCCACAAGGAGGUCUACAUUUGUCAAGCCUUGAAGGCUGAGCACCACAACUAUGCCUAUGACAUGGCCUCCGGGCUCGGUUGGAUCAAGGACACCUGUGGCGAUUGCGGAGGGAGCGACGAGAUUUGCCUGAAGCCGCGGGUCUUUGACAUCAAGUCAACGCCACCACCAAAGAGUUUUAAGGAUCGAAUGAUGCAGGCUGGGAAGAGCGUGGUCCGCAAGUUGAUUGGCCUCGACCGAAACGUUUGUCUGGGCGUGGGAUACAACUGGAGCUUCGGCCGGAUUGCUCCUGGGCUCAUUGACAUGGUGAAAUCCCUGCCGUGGGGAGACAAGCGGAAGGUUUACUACAUCAACGCAGCUGCAUCGUUCGCGUGGCCAUUGCUACCACAUGAUCUUCAAGAGGAUGUGGAAGCUCGGACCUGCAUUCGAAGACAAAGAUAUCUUCACGACUUCCUUUGAAGAGGGCUGGCA
Molecule: messenger RNA, 828 nt
Organism: Durusdinium trenchii
Lineage: Eukaryota; Dinophyceae; Suessiales; Symbiodiniaceae
Source: the annotation of a GenBank genome assembly